Molecule: messenger RNA, 5254 nt
Organism: Epinephelus lanceolatus (giant grouper)
Lineage: Eukaryota; Metazoa; Chordata; Actinopteri; Perciformes; Serranidae
Source: RefSeq, a predicted model, not a curated record
AGCAGCCCCAGCUAAUCCGGGCUAGCAGCUAACGGCUAACGGCUAGCUAGUGGCGCUAUGAUGGCGGAGCUGGUGCAGGGACAGGCCUCGAUGAACCAGCCGGGGCUGAAGUCUGACGGCCUGGCCGAUGUUUUACAGAGGGCCCGGCAGAUGGUGGGGAAGAUGGGCGGAGAAGCAAUGUCUCACCUCAACAGCUCCUCAGGAAGUGUCGAGCCCUCGCUGUACUACCCCGGGCAGAAACGACCAGGAGAGGACGGAGUAGGUAACCAGCUAGCAGCCAUGGGCCAUCAAAGGGUAAUCACAGAGGAUUACAAGGUCCCCGACAGAAUGGUCGGCUUCAUUAUUGGAAGAGGAGGUGAACAGAUCACCAGGAUCCAGUUGGAGUCUGGCUGUAAGAUCCAGAUCGCUGCAGACAGCGGAGGUCUGAUGGAGCGGCCAUGUUCCCUGACUGGAACUCCAGAGAGCAUCGAGCAGGCGAAGCGGCUGUUGGUCCAGAUCGUGGAUCGCUGUAGAAAUGGUCCAGGUUUCCACGGCGAUGGUGAAGGCGGAGCCUCUGUGCAGGAGAUGCUGAUCCCGGCCAGUAAGGUGGGGCUGGUGAUUGGCCGAGGAGGAGACACCAUCAAACAGCUGCAGGAGCGAGCGGGGGUGAAGAUGAUGAUGAUCCAGGACGGUCCGAUGCCAACGGGCGCUGACAAACCUCUCCGCAUCUCUGGGGACCCGUACAAAGUGCAGGCAGCGAGGGAGUUGGUGUUGGAGGUGAUCAGAGAGAAGGACGGAGAUUUCAGGUCGGGACGCAACGACUUCAGCGCCCGCCUGGGAGGAACCAGUCUGGACGUCCCAGUCCCCCGGUUCGCUGUCGGCAUUGUGAUCGGCAGGAACGGAGAGAUGAUCAAGAAGAUCCAGAAUGAUGCAGGAGUCCGAAUCCAGUUUAAAGCAGUUCCUGUCUGUUUGUCCACAGGUGGAGAAACCAUUAAGAGUAUUAACCAGCAGUCUGGAGCUCACGUGGAGCUGCAGAGGAACCCGCCCCCCUCCACCGACCCCAACACCAGAGUCUUCACCAUCAGAGGCACCGCCCAGCAGAUGGACCUGGCCCGCCAGCUCAUAGACGACAAGAUCGGGGGUUCAGGUAUUAUGAGUAACGGAGGGUUUGGCUUCAGCCCCUUCACCCAGGGCCCCGCCACACACCAGAACUGUGGCAGCGGUCAGACCUUCCUGACUGGCGUUUGGGGAAACACCUAUCAGACCAGCUGGCAGAACCCUGGACAACAAGACCCUGGUCACAGUGUGGCUCAGACAGGACAGAUGGACUACUCUAAAGCAUGGGAGCAGUACUAUAAGAAGCUAGGUCAGCAGAGCCAGCCGCAGAGCUUGAUGACAGACUACAGUAAGGCCUGGGAGGACUACUACAAGAAACAGAGUCAGUCGUCUCAGCAGAGUUCGGUGCCAGACUACACUGCAGCGUUAGCAGAAUACUACAGACAGCAGCCCUACCUGUGGAACCCCGCCCAGAUACAGGAUCACUAGAGGCUCCUCCCUCAUCGGAUGGUCGUCGACGGCAACCGAAUCGGGGUUUCCUAGCAACGCUCUGCCGCUUCCUCCUUCCUUUUGUAGAGAAAAACUAAGGAUUAACUGAAAAAUCACGAACUCUUUUCUUUCUGUUUUUUAACCUUACAAAGUUGAUAUUUUGUCGGGCAGAUUUUUUUGGACUAGCCUCUGGUCUCUCCACAGUGUAGACCUGGUUUUUCUUUUUGUUUUAUUUUUUAUCAAACUUGAACUUAAAGAUGUAUCAGUGUGGCUUUGAACAAAAAAAAUCCAGUAUAAUCUAUAUUUUGUCUAGUUUAUUUUCCAAUAAGAAAACGGUAUAAGGCUUAGCAGUCUUGAGUAAGAAAAUCAGAUAUUAUUAUUAUUAUUUUGUUUAUGAUAAUGUUUUAAAGCAUGCGUCAGAUUGUGUGUGUUGACUCUCAGUUAUUAUUUUUUUUUAUUUUGGCAUAGAAAUAUUUUAAUAGCGUCAGAUGGAAAUUCAAUGUUUUACCGUCAAAGACAAAACUGUUUUUUGUACUAAAUUUGUGCUCGCUGGGUCUGUUUGUUCUCUAUCUAAUUUUACCUGUUUAGUCGCCAUCUUGGAGGUGCAAUGACGCGUUUGUUUUCUUUUGGUUUGAUGAUAGUUCUUAUUCCUGUAUCUUUAUAGUGAUUCUUUAGUUUUUAUGAUGUAAUGAUGAAUAAAUGACGAUUUAUAUUGCGUUGUCUAAAGCCAGAUCUCUCUGUGGUCAAACAGUUUGUGUCCUACACAGGAUUUAAACCUCCAGCCGACACCGCGUUUCCCCGCCUCAACUUUCAUUACAAAAACUGGGGAAAAGACUAUUUUCUUACAAAGUGAAACUUUAUUAUUGUUGUUGUAUCUUAGUUCUGCAUUUCUACUUUGCUGAUGUGUUUGUAGAAGAAGUGUUAGGAGCUGAACAAUGAAGUUAUUGAUUCUGUUAGCAAUGUAGUGGCUAAACUAGCGUGUUAGCUAAACGCGCUAGUUAGCUCAACGAACGAUGUUUGUUAGCAAAAAGAUGUGCGUUACCUCAACUGUUUGUUAGCUGGAUGAAUGUGUGGUGGUUGAACUGUUUCAGUUAGCGGUGUUUUUUAGCUGAAAGGUGUCUCUUUGUGAAAAGAUGUCGUCUGAACAAUAUGUGUUAAUGUUAGCUGUAUGCGUUAGCUUAGCGGUGAAAGUUAGCUUUUACUGAACAUGCACAUUACAGAUUUUUGUUUGCUGAAUGAAAAUAGAGGCUGAACUGUUUCCUUUUGUUAGCAGAGUCUGCUGGUUGUGUCGCUGUAAGCUAAAUGUGCACUAAAUUUGCCACAGUUGUGACAUUUUACAACAUUGCGUGUUCAUGUCAGCCUCGUAGUUGUAAUUCUGGAUUGGAGAUAUUGUGAAUUUUGUAGAUCUAAGAUAUUCCACAUUAUGAUUAGAGAAGAGAAACAUUAAAUUAUUGUUCCAAAGAACCGUCACUACCAUUAACGUUGAAAUAUUCAAUUAACGUGAAUUUAUUCUUAUAAUUGGAUCCCUCUUUGCUUCCACAAAAUGGUCGCCAGUCGUCCUGAGGACCACACAAAAACAAUAAAAAUUAAAAUUAAAUGGUGUCAGUAAAAUGAGACACAUGUUAAAUGUGAAGUGAAACAAAACAAUGAAUAAUAGUGUAAUAAUUAAUUUUCACAAAACGCAGCAAUACAACAAAACAUACUUGUAAAAACAAAAGAUUUCAAAACAUCAAUUUUCGUUUCUGUGACUUUCUGAACAAAAAUCUACUUUAAGUUGUGUGAUAGCAUCUAAUUUUACACAAUCUGUCGUAACAAUGUAAAACAAUAGGAAAAUAGCUUAUUUAGGCUUCUAUCCAUUUACCUACUGUAACGACAUGGCUAACAAAGGGAGCAACAACCUUGUAAUAAUUUAAUUUGAUCCCUGAUUCUCCCCACAUGGCACGAUGCAGCAUUAGCUGAAUAUUCAGUAGCUAGUGUGCAGGCAAUAAGAACAGGCUAGCUAAACUACACGUUAGCAAAACUGUGUUUAGUAGCUUAAUGGUGCUGAAUGUGCAUUAGCUAAAUGGUGCAUGUUCAUUAGCUUGAUUAUUUUGUGUGGUAACUUGUAGCUAAACUUGUGUGUUAGCCAAACGGUGUGUAUGUUAGCUGUAUGUUGUGUGUCCGUUGAGGCUAGAUAAGAUUCACGAAGAAAACGUCAUGGUAAUUUUUUAUUCAAAUGGAAACGGGGAAUUUUUUGCUUUUCCUUAUCGGACCCACCUCUGAACGGGAUUUUGGAUUUACCAGUUAGCUUGUUUAAAACGUGUAACACUUGCGAACAUGCACAUUUGUGAUUUUGGAGAUGUUUUCGUGGCUGUUUUUUACAUGUAUGACUGUGAAAGUAUUUUUUAGCUUUUCCUUACCAACAGGAUUUUUUGUAAAUCUACGAAUCAACUUGUUUAUGUUUAGAAUUUGUAAAAGUUGCUAGUUAGAAUACAGUUACCCAGAACAUCGUAAAUUCACAGAGACGUUUUCGUAUCUUCGUAGAGAUGUAAUCCAGCCUGAGCUGUAUGUAUGUAUGUUAGCAUCGUGGGUCGUAUGUCUGGUGUGUUUUUUGUGCAUCAGUUGAGCGUUGUGUGUUUGUUACCGGAGUGUUGUGUGUUUGUUGUCUGAGCAUUGUGCGUUUGUUGUCUGUGCGUUAUCUGAGCGUUGUGUGUACGUUAAAUGAGCAUUGUGUGUUAUCUGAGAGUUGUGUGUUUGUUAUCUGAGCGUUGUGUCGGACCACAGAGAGGUUUGUCUUGCGUUGAGGGAGAUCUGGCGGUUGUUGAGUUGAAUAUUGAAUCAGUGGUUCUGCUUCUUCUUGUAUGUGUGACGAUGAUGAUGAUGAUAAUAAUAAUGACGACGAUAAUAAUGAGUUCUCCUGUACAGGGGUCUAUUUAAAUCUCUUUAUCCAGUUUUGAAUAUUCAGUUUGUGGAUAAGAUAAUAUGGUUUGUGUAAAUUUCCACUCUCUGGCGGGUGCUCUCCAGUUAAACAUGUACUUUGUUAAAAAUGAUAUUGUUUAAUUCACAUGUUGUGUCUAACCGAUUUGCAAAGAGAAGCUGAGUAUGUGUUAUUUUCUCAAGACUGCUAGGCUAACUGUCUCUAUCUCUUCUUGUCCGUCUGUCUCCAUGCGUCUGGAAUUCGCCACAUUUAAAAAGUUGGCGACUUUUCAACACGUCUGUAAUCGGACCAUGUGAUUACAGCUGAGAGUUAUCGUCGCAGGCGUGUUGAACAGUCCCACAGCUCGUUAACGUGGCUGCUCCGAGACGAGGAGAGCUGUAGUGAGGGGGUUUUACUCCCCGAAAAAUAAUUAUAAAUCACUGGAGUGGACGGUGUCCUGGAGUCCAGCCCCAGGUCAAGCUCAGUGUGGACUGUUUGAACCCGCGUUGGGUCCAAACCAAUCACACCGAGCCUCUGAGACAUCCCAGAACCAGGACUGGACACGACGUCACCCGUCCACUCUGGUUUAGAUCUUCCUAGUCCCGACCCCUCGUCCUGCAGGGGUGGCGGGGAGCUUUUUGGUUUCUUGGUUUCUGUUGUUUUUCUAAUGGACAGAUGUCCUAACUGUAACCUGCAGAUUUUUCUAUUAGAUUCUAUUGACAGAUAGAGUUGUGUAUGAACCCGAGCCACAAGACUGUCGGUGGCCGAGGAAGAGGAAGAUGGAUGAUGAUGAUGAUUAACAUGAGGGCUAAUAAACAGGCUCAUUCUUUCUGA